Molecule: messenger RNA, 4467 nt
Organism: Trematosphaeria pertusa
Lineage: Eukaryota; Fungi; Ascomycota; Dothideomycetes; Pleosporales; Trematosphaeriaceae
Exons: 3
Coding region: 380-4258 (1292 amino acids)
Biological process (GO): siRNA processing
Cellular component (GO): nuclear RNA-directed RNA polymerase complex
Molecular function (GO): RNA-directed RNA polymerase activity
Source: RefSeq, a predicted model, not a curated record
CUUCGCCAGGAGUGCUACACAAGCUGCUGGACGGUUUCAGGCAGAUGGCGCCUGUGCUGCAGCCGGCCACGCGAUUGGAGCUUCUAAAUGAGAGGCUAAACAUGGAGAUGCCGAGCAAGUCGAGAACAGGAACGCCGGCAAGUUCGCAGGGGAACAGGAAUGUACCACCCAAGACGCUCAAGUCGGCCCAGCCCUGUGAGUUCGUUCAAGCGAAUACGCAUAAUUCCACGAGGGAGGAUUGUUGGGACCAAGCCUGCUUACCCCACGUACUGUUACCCCCACAAUACUGUUGUCUUAACCUUCCCAUCGCUCUCUUCACCCUCCUCUCACUGAGGCAUCGAACUGCUUCUGCUUGUAGCUUGUUUUCUUGUCUUCUUAGAUGGUCUCCAAUCUUUGUGUAGCACAUGCUUCACGUCCUGGCACUUGGUCCAGCCGGCACUGCUUCUCCUCGGUCUCAGUCCAUCAAGAGGGCGAGCCAGAAUCGCAUUACAGUACAGCUCCUGAACCUGGCUCUCCCACAGACGAGGAUGACGACGACUUCGUUACCCCCCCUCCUUCGCCAACGCUAUCCUCCAGAUCUGCGCAAAGGCGCUUACAGCCUGCCGAUGAGCCCUCAAAUGCUGGUCCAUCCAAACAUCCCUCGCCCCCUCUGUUCAAGAAGCCUUCUCUUGACAUGGCACGCUCCUUCCAGGCGGCUUCCCUUCAGUCCUCCUUCACGAGGUCGUUCAAUACAAUGUGGUCAUCGCAGGAGACGCGACCAGAUACCGCAAACACAUCUCUGAACACAUCCUUCACAUCUGAUGCAUGUGAAGCGGAAGUUCAGUAUCCCCGGUUGACUCGGACAAGUUCUACCACGAUGGGUUCCCUCAGCGAUACAGACUUGUUGAACGUGUCUUCUAAACUCGAAAGAGACACAACAAAGCCUGAGAAGGAACUUAGCCAAGAGCUAGCACGGGAGAGCUCGUCUACGUUCGGCUCAGUAGAUGAGGAUGGCUUGAUCGAGACAUCCUUCAGAGUGGAGGCGGAAGAUCCGAUCCCCCGUCUGCCUCCCCUCAGGCCACCAGUGUCACCAGGUGGGCCUACUGUUCGAGCCGACAGCGCAAGAGGCACCCCAUCGCCCGGCAAGAAUGUCACACGUAUUCAGGAUCCCAUGGCUGGACCUUCCAAAGCUAGACCCUCAGCAGCUCACAGCCUUGGCGCGAACCUGUCUCCCAUUCAAACGCUCCCACAGCCAAUUAUUCCACCUGCUGGUGCAUCGUCGGCAAGGUUCGUUCCGCACUCUCCUCAAACGCCGCCCGCAAAUGUUUCUCCCUCAAAGUUGCUCCACUAUAUACGAGACAUACCAAAGCAGAACCUGUUUGUGGACGAGCUUCCUGAUGAACUAAAGGUGUUCCCGUACUUCAUACUCUUCAUCUGUUGCCGCAUCGCCGUUGACAAAGGCAUUCCGAUGCGCGAACUAAUGCGCGGAAUGGAUGCCGCUCAAGUACGUUCCGAGCCCGCGGCUUUUUGGGAUGCAAUCCAGAGCCAUCCAAACGCCGCGAACGGGUUGAUACAUGAUCCACCAAAACUGUGGGCCGCUGCAAGAAGAGAGUUUGAGGGAUAUACGUUCAAAGGACGACUUUGCUUCAACAGAUCCGGCUCUACAUUCAGGCUGGAGCUUCUUCCUGUCCAGCCCGAAAGGUCCUGCCGAUUUCAGCGGAAGUUCGGCGCUCACCGCUUCCUUUAUCUGGAUCUGCCUCCUUUCGAAACUGGGGAGAAGGUGAAACCUUCGCGUUUUACUGGUGCUGAAAUGAGGCAAAUCCAGCAGCAAUGGAAAGUGUGGUUUGAGAGGGAACACUCUUUCCUGGGUCGCAAAUGGAGGGCAUUCCACAUCGAACCCAUAAAGAAGAAGGCGGGUCGGUCGAAAGACGACAGCUCGAACAAACGAAUGAUUAUGUUCGCUACCGAAGGCAUUGGGAUUGAUAAGCGCAUGUCCAUCGGGGAGGUUAUCGACUGGUUCUUUCCGUUUGCGGAGAACACAAAUCAACCCUUCUGUAAGGCGUACGCACGCCUGGAUCUUGGCCUGUCAAGGACCAUACCAACGUUGCCCUUCAAGCCUUCGCAGAUACGUUACGUUGAUGAUAUUACAGCAGACGGCGUUCCGGAGGACUCCCAGUACAACGACACGACCCUAUCAUGGGACGAGAAGUGCGUAGACCAACCAGUCAUGAAUGACGGAUGCUCGUUGAUAUCUGUUGGCGCAGCCUCGGAGAUCUGGAAGAAGUAUAGGAAAGCCACGGACACGAAUGAUCCAAUUCCAAGUGCUUUUCAAGCACGCAUUGGAGGUGCGAAAGGCGUAUGGAUGGUUUGUGGCGAGCCCUCUUCUGACGAUCCAGCCCAGCUCGAAAUAUGGAUUCAAAUCACUGCGGGCCAACUGAAAUUUCAGCCGCACAACGAAGACCUGUAUGACGAGACCCCAUACGACGAACAUCGCCUGACCUUCGAGUAUGUCAAUCACAGCUUGAGUCCUAGGUCCUCAGAGCUUCACAUCUCCUUCAUCCCUAUCAUGGUCGACAGAGGAGUGCCUAGAGCUUGUAUUCGGAGUAUCAUGCUUGACCGCCUUGACGCAGAAAGGGAACAGUUACUCCAAAUUCUUCCGGACCCAGUGAAGAUGUAUCACUGGGUCCACAACCAGGCUUCGGCGGCUUCAGCGGCUUCAGAUGCUGAGAAUCCCCGCUGGCAGGCGGCUAUGCCCCACUCGUUACCUGACAAGAUCAAGCUGUUGCUCGAAAGCGGUUUCUACCCGGACCAGGAGCCGUACCUGUCGAACACCCUCUAUCGCUUUAUCAAGCAAAGACAAGUCUGGAUGGAGCAAAAACUGAGGGUACCACUCGGCAAAGCAGCUAACCUUCUCGGCGUUGCAGACCCUCUUGGAGUCUUGGCCCCCGGCGAAGUCCAUGUGGAUUUUUCGUCUCCGUUCGUCGAUGAAUUCACAGGCAGUACCUACCGCGCGCUCAACAACGUGGAUGUCCUAGUCGCUCGCCAGCCGGCUUGUCGACGUUCAGAUAUACAAAGGGCGCGCGCUGUCAAGCAUCCCGAAUUAGCGCACCUAGUCGACCUCGUUGUAUUUCCGACGCGAGGGGAAUACCCAAUGGCCGGGAAACUCCAAGGUGGUGAUUACGACGGCGACAUCUUCUGGCUGUGUUGGGAAUCUGCCCUUGUAGAGCCAUUCAAGAACGCUCCAGCUCCGCUGCAAUCUUUGGAUCCGACGAAGUACGGGAUCAGAACGGACAAACGAAAGCUACACGAAGUAAUGAAGCCUCAUGACUUGUCGACUGUUGACGACCUCUUAAGGGAGGUGUUAGAAUUCCGCAUGACACCCUCUUUGCUCGGCAUGGUGACCAAUUUUCUUGAGAAACAAGCCUACAAAGAAAAUAGGAUCUACUCCGACCGGCUCACCGCUCUAUGCGACAUGCAUGACCUGCUUGUCGACGCACCGAAACAGGGAUAUCUCUUCAAUGAGAGGGACUACCGUAAUUUCACUCAAUUCACCCUUUGCUGCGGCAAGCCCAAAGAUCCAGCUUACAAGCAAGCAAUGACAGAGUGUGAAAGGGCCAAAGAGCUGGGCGAAGCCGACAAGAUUAGAGAGAAGGACUACAGGCAUAAGAAAGAGAAUGUUCUCGACUUCCUUUACUUUGAGGUUGUGCGCACGCACGAUGUCGCGACUCUCAAGAGCGUCUCCGAAGCAUUCCCGAAAGACGCCGGUGACGAUCCUGCAGUUCAGUUUCCGUAUGUCCGACUUCGGGACAGUCGAAAUAUUGUCAUACAAGGAGAAAUGGCAGCUCUUACCGCCAGCCUGACGGCUCUGUCGAAUAAAUGGGCCCGCGACCUUCGAGCCAAGCAGACUCUUACUUCCGACCAUUACAACCACGUGGUGGACAGCUGCUACCACGCGUUCCGAGCCUUAGUCCCCACUGACAUCAAUCUCAAUCAUCCUGACGUCAAACCAUGGUUAGAGCCAUACUUGUAUCCGCGUUUUAGUCUCUGGGAGACCAUUCGUGCCUCAGCGUUGUACACCGUUUGCCCGACGAAGCAUGCGUUCGUGUGGCACAUGGCGGGUAGAGAGCUUUGCCGUUUGAAGUGCAUCCAGCUGCCGGGCGCAAAGUUCGUCACAGGAAAUAUAUUCGGCAACCUCAAGCCUAAGCCGAUCAAGGUGCCGAAACCAGAGGAUGAUGAGGAGAGCGAGGAUGAGUCUCAAGUGCUUAUGGAGCAGGCCUAGGCCUGAGCAUUCUGGCUUCCUUCACGAUUACCUUAUGGGAGGUAAUAUCUCAUGUCCUCGUCUCGAUGGUCAACACAUGCGAACAAGUACAUGACUCUGGAAAGCAUCCGCCAUGGUUCCACCCCAGGCCCAACAUACCCAACCCUUAGAUCCAACUGCCUGAAUGAUUCGAACACUCAUAUGGGCUUUCGUGCGCAGCUUGCUUCACC